AUGGAAGAUUUCGUUGCUUUCGAUUUCUUGUUAUUAGAGAUAGAUUUCAUUGUGACAACAUUCGCAAUUGGUAAAGGAAAUAGCCCGAAGAUAUUUGAUGUUGGGGUGUGGUACUUCUGCCUAAAUGGCACUAGUGAUUCCGGGAUAUCUGUGACGUUUGUUGAUAAGGAUGGGGAGGAACAACAUAUUCGAGUCCCUGUUGGAAUGUCCAUGCUAGAAGCUGCACAUGAAAAUGACAUUGAACUAGAAGGGGCAUGCGAGGGCUCACUUGCAUGUUCAACUUGCCAUGUUAUAGUCAUGGAUGUAGAAUAUUACAACAAAUUGGAAGAUCCAACUGAUGAGGAAAAUGAUAUGUUGGACCUAGCUUUUGGCCUUUCCGAAACUUCACGUUUGGGUUGCCAAGUGAUUGCUAAGCCUGAACUCGACGGGAUUCGAUUAGCUAUUCCAGCUGCCACGCGGAACUUUGCAGUCGAUGGUUACGUGCCGAAGCCACACUAAUGAAUACAAUUUAUUAAGUUUGAGUUCCAAAGAAUGGCAACUGAUAAGGUUUAGGAUUUUGAGGUUUAGGUUUUGUAGCUUAAUGAUUGGUUCUAGAUAAAUGAGCAUUUACAUCUUAGGCAUUAUUUUUGGGCUGAGUUUUGUGGAUAACAAGGUACUCAGUAUGCGAGAACCAGAAAUUUGUCACUUUGUUGGGAAUUUUCAGCGUCCCAAGUAUAGUUGCACGCCAAUAAAUUAAUCAGAUCUGCGACACUCGACCAAUAUUGUCAUUCAAGUUCCACCAAGUAGACCCAAUAUAAACAAAAACCACACAUUAAAAGAAGUGUGAUUACACUUGCACAUAUCAUUUUUUUAACCUAGUCA
This is a messenger RNA of Arachis duranensis, 861 nucleotides long. RefSeq names its product adrenodoxin-like protein 2, mitochondrial. The record is from RefSeq and is a predicted model, not a curated record. Gene Ontology annotation, cellular component: mitochondrion. NCBI's taxonomy places the organism in Eukaryota, Viridiplantae, Streptophyta, Magnoliopsida, Fabales, Fabaceae. The transcript has 7 exons. Gene Ontology annotation, molecular function: 2 iron, 2 sulfur cluster binding. Gene Ontology annotation, biological process: P450-containing electron transport chain. The coding region runs from base 1 to 498 and encodes 165 amino acids.